Messenger RNA from Seminavis robusta, 552 nucleotides. The record is from the annotation of a GenBank genome assembly. NCBI's taxonomy places the organism in Eukaryota, Bacillariophyta, Bacillariophyceae, Naviculales, Naviculaceae.
AUGGUUGGAUUCUUCAAUAACAUAGUUUCCACAUGGACUACGGUCAUGUGCAUGUGCAAUGCCUUUCGAAUACAACUCUACUGGGAAGAAGGAUACAUGUGGCAAGACGUCGAUUACGAAUUCGAGCAGUUCUGCAUGAUGCACACGUAUCGAGGAUUUCCGGGAUUCGGCACUUGCUUUUACGGUACUUCCAUCGGCUGGUGUCAAGACGAUGCCGUCUACAUUGCCAAAUGCACCGGCGAUCGACGUCAAAAAUGGACCUUUGAGCCACUCACCAAUGGAGAAUUCCAAAUCAAGGCACUCUCCAAGGGAACCUGCAUGGAACUUAUCGAUGAACGACAGAUCCGAUUGCGAGAUUGCGAUCAUUCCAAUGCUCGACAACGAUGGUACACGCCGGGAAGUACCAACGACGACGUCAAGUUUGCCAUUAGUCAAGCAUCUUCCAAUCUGUGCAUGGGGCAAUUGCAUCAUCCCAAAAGUGGGGAAGUCAUCGAAAUGAACAAUUGUCAAAAGUCGGAAGCACUCUCAACCUUAUUUUGGGAGAUUGAUUGA